Molecule: messenger RNA, 792 nt
Organism: Linum trigynum
Lineage: Eukaryota; Viridiplantae; Streptophyta; Magnoliopsida; Malpighiales; Linaceae
Source: the annotation of a GenBank genome assembly
AUGGAUAAUUCGAUCAGCCGGCUCUUGGAGCAGAUGCAGAAACAAAGGGAAAGAAGCGCCGCCCGGAAGAGCGCACUCGCUCUAGCUUUGGAUACUACAACCGUUGAGAAAGUCACGGAGUGGCACCGGUGGUUAUCAGAGAGGCGACUGACGACAGAGGAGAUAUUACGGGUCCCCUUGCCUCGUCAACCCAAGCCAUCUACCACCGCCGUUGCGGUUUCACCACCACCACCAGUAGCGAAAACCACCACCGUUGCCCAGUUGCACGCAUCAUUUCAUAAGAAGGCAGCAGAGGCUAACCAGCCUACAACGUCAACCACAGCUGUCUCAGCUGCAGUCGUAUUUGCAGAAUCAGUCACUCCGUCAUCAAUCAGUGCCAACAAUCCCCAAAGCCACCGAGAGUGUGGAGUUCGGACCAGCUCCGCGACAAGGAUGGUUUUGAGGUCAACUCCAGCUCCGUCAAUUCCAAUUGACGGAUGGAAAUUUCGAAAGAAGAAGCAACCGUUAGGAGAAGGCCUGGAACCAGAGAAUUCGAAAGCACAUCGUGCGGAAAGCAACACGAACGUGAUGGCGGCGCUACAUCAAGAGAAACCGGUUGAUGACGAGGGCACCACCACGAAUAGUGCUUUACAACCGGCGACUGGUUUCACAGCCGAGAUCGCGAAAGCCAGGAGCUCGGCGAUGACACUAGCAAGGCUCAGUGGUGACCUCGACCGCCGAUGCAACACACAACAAGAGAGGGACCGCCGAGGUGAGUCGACGUUGACGCAACCUUCAGAUGGGAUGCGGUGA